Saccharomyces paradoxus is the source of this 903-nucleotide messenger RNA. RefSeq names its product Sps18p (gene SPS18). The transcript has a single exon. Gene Ontology annotation, molecular function: GTPase activator activity. The coding region runs from base 1 to 903 and encodes 300 amino acids. Gene Ontology annotation, biological process: regulation of endocytosis; regulation of ARF protein signal transduction. Gene Ontology annotation, cellular component: Golgi membrane. The record is from RefSeq and is a predicted model, not a curated record. Lineage: Eukaryota; Fungi; Ascomycota; Saccharomycetes; Saccharomycetales; Saccharomycetaceae.
AUGCGUUUGUUCGAGAAUAGCAAAGAUAUGGAAAAUCGAAAGAGACUGUUACGUGCUAAGAAAGCGGCUGGCAAUAACAAUUGCUUUGAAUGCAAAAGUGUCAAUCCACAAUUCGUUUCUUGUAGCUUCGGUAUAUUUAUUUGUGUUAAUUGUGCAAACCUCUUGAGGGGACUAGGUACAAACAUCUUUUGUGUAAAAUCAAUAACAAUGGAUAGUUUUGAAGAAAAGGACGUCAGAAGAGUAGAGAAAAGUGGAAAUUUUAGAUUCGGUUCCUUUUUGUCUAAAAAUGGUAUUCUACAGAACGGAAUUCCGUUACGUGAAAAAUAUGAUAAUUUGUUUGCUAAAAGUUACAAGAGAAGGCUGGCCAAUGAAGUGCGUAGCAAUGAUAUAAAUCAGAAUAUGUAUUUGGGAUUUAAUAAUUUCGAACAGUAUACGGACAGUGCCACAAACCAAAUAAGAGAUCGAACAUUGAGAGAAAUAUCCAACAACACCAAUAAUUCGGAAGGGGCGGAAUUUAUACUACCGGAGAAGGUGUUAGGCUCAGAUAAUUUUCAAGACUGCGAAAGAUUUCCCACCCGUUUGAGCUCCCAAAGAAAUCUCGACGAGAAUAAUCUAGCAAGUGCCACGAGUACUUUAACAAUCGAAAAAUUCCAAAAUGACCCCAUUGGUACCAUUUCUAGAAGCUGGGUGUUGCUUUCAGAUGCAUUAUACAAAUCAUACGAAGACUUUAAAGGCUCGGUUGUUCAACCAACGAUUGAAAACAUUCAGCAGCGGAAUUUGUCAAAUGACAUUAAAAGAUCACUUGUGCAGUUUAAUGAGAAGUUGCAUGAAACACCCCAUUUACCCUCGCCAGUAUUUUCUUGUUUUACUGGGGGAGACAUUCUUCCUCCAGAAUUCAAUUAG